AGAGGCACGACGGCCAUGGCGCGGAAGAAGGUGCGGCCGCGGCUGAUCGCCGAGCUGGCCCGGCGCGUGCGGGCCCUGCGCGAGCUGCGGGAGCGGCCGCGCGACUCGCAGCGCUACGCCCUGGACUACGAGACGCUGACGCGGCCGCCCUCGGGCCGCCGGCUGCCCGCGCGGGCCUGGGCCGAUGCGCGCCGCGAGAGCCGCCUCCUGCAGCUGCUCGGCCGCCUCCCGCUCUUCGGCCUGGGCCGCCUGGUCACGCGCAAGUCCUGGCUGUGGCAGCACGACGAGCCGUGCUACUGGCGCCUCACGCGGGUGCGGCCCGACUACACGGCGCAGAACUUGGACCACGGGAAGGCCUGGGGCAUCCUGACCUUCAAGGGAAAGACGGAGAGCGAGGCCCGGGAGAUCGAACAGGUCAUGUACCACGACUGGCGGCUCGUGCCCAAACACGAGGAGGCGGCUUUCAUGGCGUUCACGCCGGUGCCGGAGGACACUCUGCGCUCUGUGCCCUACCCGCCGCUCCUCCGGGCCAUGAUUCUAGCUGAGCGACAGAAAAACGGGCACAGCAGCACCGAGGAGCCCAUGCUGAACCUGGAGAGGGCACGCAUUGGUCCCUGGGACUACCCUGCGAAAAAGGAGGUGAAGAGAAAGGCCAAGGGCACCCCAGUCUAAAAUGCUGGAACCUGCAGGCUGCCUGAAGGGUGUGAGCGCGGGCACCGUUUUGAUGAAAGAAAAUGUCUUUGGGGCCGUCUCCGUGGCUUAGCGGUUGGGUGGCACGCUCUGCUGCUGGCGGCCCGGGUUCAGAUCCCGGGCGCGCACCUACGCGCCGCUUCUCCGGCCAUGCUGAGGCGGCGUCCCACAUACAGCAACUAGAAGGAUGUGCAGCUAUGCCAUGCAACUAUCUACUGGGGUUUUGGGGGAAAAAAAAAAAUAAAAUGUUUUUGGAUGACGCCUGAAUCAGCCCUCUGGGAGCUUGGAUCCGACCUACCAGUGGCUUGUUCUGAGGCUCUGCAUUUUGCUGGAAAGCGGG
This is a messenger RNA of Diceros bicornis minor, 1030 nucleotides long. RefSeq names its product mitochondrial ribosomal protein S34 (gene MRPS34). The record is from RefSeq and is a predicted model, not a curated record. Gene Ontology annotation, biological process: mitochondrial translation. Gene Ontology annotation, molecular function: structural constituent of ribosome. NCBI's taxonomy places the organism in Eukaryota, Metazoa, Chordata, Mammalia, Perissodactyla, Rhinocerotidae. Gene Ontology annotation, cellular component: mitochondrion; mitochondrial small ribosomal subunit. The coding region runs from base 16 to 672 and encodes 218 amino acids. The transcript is spliced from 3 exons.